UCCAUCCAGCUCGGAGCUGCCCGCGCGCCCCAGCCGCCCGCCCGGCCGGCCGCUCCGGCCCCCGGCGCUGAUGGCUGUGCGCGGCGCCAACACCUUGACGCCCUUCUCCAUCCAGGCGAUCCUCAACAAGAAAGAGGAGCGCGGCGGGCUGCCCGCGACCGAGGGGCGCUCGGUACCCGGGGGCACAGCGGUGGCAGUGGCUUCGGCGCCCGCUGUCUGUUGCUGGCGGCUCUUUGGGGAGACAGAGGCGGGCGCGCUGGGGGUCGCCGAGGACUCUCUGCUGGCGUCACCUGCGGGGACCAGAACGGCUGCGGGGCGGACGGCGGAGAGCCCGGGCGGCUGGGACUCGGACUCGGCGCUGAGCGAGAACGAGGGCGGCCGGCGCUGCGCGGACCCGCCGGGGACCAGCGGGGCCUGCCGUGCAGGGGCGACCCUGGGCCUCGGCCAGCCGGUCUGCGAGCUGCCCGCCGCCAAGGACCUGGAGGAGGAAGCCGCAGGCCGGAGCGACAGUGAGAUGUCGGCCAGCGUCUCAGGCGACCGCAGCCCGAGGGCCGAGGACGACGGGGUUGGCCCUGGAGGCGCACGCGUGCCCACGCUCUGCAGCGGCGGCGGCGGCAGGCCGGCGGGCGGCGCGGAGGAGGAGGAGGGGCCCGCGGCGCCUAAGCCGCGCAAGAAGCGUUCGCGCGCUGCCUUUUCGCACGCGCAGGUCUUCGAGCUGGAGCGCCGCUUCAACCAUCAGCGUUACCUAUCCGGGCCGGAGCGCGCAGACCUGGCCGCGUCUCUGAAGCUCACCGAGACGCAGGUGAAGAUCUGGUUCCAGAAUCGUCGCUACAAGACCAAGCGCCGGCAGAUGGCUGCCGACCUGCUGGCCUCGGCGCCCGCCGCCAAGAAGGUGGCGGUGAAGGUACUGGUCCGCGACGACCAGAGACAAUACCUGCCCGGAGAGGUGCUGCGACCACCCUCGCUGUUGCCCCUGCAGCCCUCCUACUAUUACCCUUAUUACUGCCUCCCCGGCUGGGCGCUCUCCACGUGCGCGGCCGCCGCGGGCACCCAGUGAGCCGUCCUGCGGUGAGGCCGCGAAGGAUCCC
Messenger RNA from Odocoileus virginianus texanus, 1088 nucleotides. It is a transcript of the gene NKX3-2, whose product is annotated as NK3 homeobox 2. Lineage: Eukaryota; Metazoa; Chordata; Mammalia; Artiodactyla; Cervidae. Gene Ontology annotation, biological process: regulation of transcription by RNA polymerase II; cell differentiation. Gene Ontology annotation, cellular component: nucleus. The record is from RefSeq and is a predicted model, not a curated record. Gene Ontology annotation, molecular function: DNA-binding transcription factor activity, RNA polymerase II-specific; RNA polymerase II cis-regulatory region sequence-specific DNA binding.